This is a messenger RNA of Trypanosoma grayi, 984 nucleotides long. RefSeq names its product putative ADP-ribosylation factor GTPase activating protein. Bases 1 to 984 code for a protein of 327 amino acids. Gene Ontology annotation, molecular function: GTPase activator activity. NCBI's taxonomy places the organism in Eukaryota, Euglenozoa, Kinetoplastea, Trypanosomatida, Trypanosomatidae. The transcript has a single exon. The record is from RefSeq and is a predicted model, not a curated record. Gene Ontology annotation, biological process: COPI coating of Golgi vesicle.
AUGCCGUUGACUUUACCCAAAGACUCGGAGGAGGCGAAGGCGCUGGUGUGUCAUCUUCGACAACUCGCCGACAAUAAAGUUUGCUUCGAUUGCCCACAAAAGAACCCGAGUUGGUGCAGUAUUACGUACGGUAUAUUCUUGUGUAUGGAUUGCUGUGGGCGCCAUCGCGGUAUGGGCGUACAUGUUUCGUUUAUGCGCUCAACUGAUCUCGACAGCUGGAAGCCCGAAGAGGGACUUCGGGUGGCGCUUGGUGGUAACGCAGCAGCCCACCGAUUUUUUAAGCAGCACGGGUGCAAUGACCCCAAGGUUCGCUACACUUCUGCUGCGGCGCAGGUAUACCGAAAAAAGCUCGACCGUCUUGUGGCAGAAUGUAUUGGGGGGAAACCAAUGGAAUGUUCUGCCGGUGAGGAGACCGCUGAAGUAGCAGAGAAGCCUUCUGAGGGUCGCAAGGAUCCUGAAGAAGUGCUGGAUGUCGGUAGACCAGUGAUGCAGCCUACCGUCCUUGCCAUAUCAUCUAAAUCUGGAAAAAAAAAUGGCGCAACAAAGAAGAAGGGGUUUGGUGGAGCCCAAAAAGUGGAGGGGGCGAUCAAGGAGACUUCGGACCCGGUACCCCACACUUUGCUCCAUGAUGAAGAAAAACCCGAGAGUAUUAAUGACCGGGAGGCCAAUACUUACGCGAGCAGCGCAUAUCCUCCCGAAAACCCAACGAACCGUUUUUGUGGAGUGGGGAACCCUGUGCUUCAAGCAGAGAGACCCGGCGGUGAUAUCAAAAGCGGCCCCGACUUCUCUGGCGUCGGGUCGCAGCCGUACGAACCAAAUAUGAACCGCUCAGGGGGCGGCGGUGGAGGUAUUGGAGGUGGUGGUGGUAGCUUCCAAGACACCUUGUGGCAGGUCACCGAGGCAUGGGAUUCCCUGAAGGAGACGGCUAAUCGAUCCCGCGAGCAGUGGGGAGGUAAAGUGAAAGAAUUCCUGGACGAUCUCUAA